CAAUCGUACUAAAAAAAUGAAUCGAAGGAAGUUAAUAUUGGCGAUUUACCAAAGUUCACCUUCGAGAUGCUUGCUAAUGCAACAAACCAGUUCCAUGUAGAUAAUCUUCUCGGGAGGGGAGGUUUCGGUCCUGUUUACAAGGGAGUUCUGACAAAUGAGAAAGUAAUUGCUGUGAAAAGACUAUCAGCAGAAUCUGGACAAGGGAUGCAAGAAUUCAUGAAUGAAGUGAUUGUAAUUUCUAAACUCCAACACAGGAAUCUUGUCAGAUUGUUGGGAGGUUGUGUUGACAAAGAAGAGAAGAUUCUGAUAUAUGAAUACAUGCCAAACAAAAGCUUGGACACUUGUCUCUUUGGUCAUACGAAUCCCACAAAGAAGUUGUUAGAUUGGAAUAUGCGUUGCAACAUUAUCCAAGGCAUUGGGCGAGGCAUCCUGUACCUUCACAGAGACUCAAGACUAAGGAUCAUUCACAGAGACCUUAAGCCAAGUAAUGUUCUGCUAGACCAAGAUUGGAAUCCAAAAAUCUCGGAUUUUGGGAUGGCAAGAAUAUUCGGAAGCAAUGAGGACCAUGGAAGUACUGCUAGAGUAGUGGGAACAUACGGAUACAUGGCACCAGAAUACGGAAUGGAAGGCAGAUUUUCAGAAAAAUCUGAUGUAUACAGCUUCGGAGUGCUGAUUCUGGAGAUUAAAAAAGGAAAAAAGAACACACUCUAUUUCAAUGAUGAAUUUUCCUUGAGCCUUAUUGGAUAUGCGUGGAAAAUGUGGAAUGAGGGUAACGGCUUGAGUUUCGUUGAGGAAAGCAUUGCAAGAAGGGAGACAGAGGAAGAGAUGGUUCGAUGUAUUCAGAUAGGGCUGCUGUGCGUCCAAGAAUCACCAAACGAUAGACCUCUGAUCCAAACAGUUCUGUCGAUGUUGAGUGGUGAAAUUGUGGAGCUGCCACUGCCCAAACAGCUGGUGUUUGCAGAAAAUGGUUCGAACUCGGGCCCCAAUGGAUCAACACAGCAAUAUGUCUACUCCAAUAACGAGCUCACUCUUAGUGUGCUUGAUGGAAGAUGAAUCUAUUUCCAGAUCACUAUAUUAUUCUCUUUUUAGUUAUACAAUUUUACUUUCCUAGAGCUAUUUGUAUUGUUUUUUCACGUUCAUUAGCAAUACUAAAUGAAUAUCCAUCUUUAAUUAGUAUAAAA
Molecule: messenger RNA, 1181 nt
Organism: Salvia hispanica
Lineage: Eukaryota; Viridiplantae; Streptophyta; Magnoliopsida; Lamiales; Lamiaceae
Product: G-type lectin S-receptor-like serine/threonine-protein kinase B120
Biological process (GO): protein phosphorylation
Cellular component (GO): plasma membrane
Molecular function (GO): ATP binding; protein serine/threonine kinase activity
Source: RefSeq, a predicted model, not a curated record